AUGGCAGACUCGGGCAGGGCGAAGAAGCGGGCGGUGGGAGCGGGCGGGCCCAAGCGGACGCGGCGCUCCCCGGAGCCGCCUGCCUUCGACCCGUGGGGGUGGGGGGACGCGGAGUGGGACUGGGAGCUGCCCCCGCCGCCGCGCAAGGAGGGGGAGGAGGAGGAAGACACCUGGAGGGGGAGGGGUCCUCGCAGAGGGGGGAGGGGCCCAGAUCCAUGGGGGGCAGCGAGUCCCCCCCAUGAGGAGCAGGAGGAAGAGCCCGGGAGCGGGAGGGGUUCUCGCAGAGGGGGGAGCGGCCGGGAUCCGUGGGCGGGCGAGAACCCCCCCCAGGAGGAGGAGGAAGAGCCCGGGAGGUGGAGGGGUCCUCGAAGAGAGUUGUGGGGCUGGGAUCAGUGGGGCGGAGAGAAUCCCCCCCACGAGGAGGAAGAGGAAGAAGUGCCCCGCCAGCAGCAGCAGCAGGAGGAGGAGGACCCCUUUAGCAGGAGGAGCCGGUGGGGCAGUCGGGAGAGGGAGCCUCCCUCGUGGGAGCCGUUCCCUGCGGCCAAAGCCCCCCGGAAAUCCCACUGGGGUGGGAGCCCCAAGAGGGAAGCAGGGGUGCGGGUGCUCCUGACGCCGCCAAGGCAGGCCAGCCUGGAGCCGGGGGGCUGGGGAGAGGGGGACUCGGCAAGGCAUGGGGUGAGGGAGCAGCGGCCGCCCCCUGGCAGCCCCCCUCGGGGAGGGAGCUGGUGGGGCGAGCCUGAGAGGAGGGAUGGGGUGAGCCCCGGCCGAGAGGAAAGGGGCUGGGGGAGGCCGGCAGAGGAGGGGCCCCGGGAAGAGGCCACCUGGUGGAGCUCGGAGCACGGGGGGGUCUUGGACAGCCUCGAGCGGCUGGCUUCAGAGCAGGGCGGGGACGAAUGGCGGAACCCCGACUGGGUCAAGGACCAACCUGUGAGCGUCACUCGGGGCGGAAGCCAGAGCGGAGACCCCGAGGCCUGGGGCAGCCCUGAGAUGGAAGAGGAGCUGGGCUGGGGCGCCGGCGAAGAGGACGGCGUUUCCGGCAGCUCUGCGGUGCCGGCGGGCUCGGACGGCACCUGCUCCGCGCCGCAGAAGUGGACGCCCCGCCAGGAGGUGGUGGACUUCUGGGUGAGGGUUUGCCACACCUGCCUGAGCCUCCGGCAGAGGAGGACCCUCAUGUCCUUCUGCCCGCGCCCCACGCUGCCCGACAGGAGCCACGAGACGCCCGCCCUCAACCCCGACUUUGCCAACCUGGGCAACGCGCCGGAGCAGAGGAUGCUGUUGGGCGAUGCCCAGAAACUGGGCUGGCUCCAAGACGAGGUUCUGGACACGCUGGCCCCGGCCAUGAACCUCUACGAGAUGGCCGAAGAGGCCCUGGAGAAGCGGGAGCCUGUCGACCCCCUGGAACUGCGGGGGUGGGCCCAGCGCCUCCUCCGCCUCCUGGGCAGCCUGAGCAACCGGCUGACCCUGCACCGCCGCGUGAAGGUCCUCCGCGCCAUUAACCCCCGGCUGCAGGCCAUCUGCUCCAAGAUGAGCAGCCGCAACAGCGACGGGAUGCUCUUUGGCGAGGACAAAGUCCAGCUCCUGAAGGAGCUGCUGGCCAGGUUCCCCCAGCUCUCCCAGAACCCCACCCCCUACAAGCGGACCCGCAGGAGCCGGAGGAGCAAGGUGUACAGCAGCAGCAACCAGCCCCAAGGCGCAGGACCUCAAAGUGGUGGGAUGCUUUGCUUCAAGGAGGAGUUCCAGCAGACACAGACUGUCUCACAAGGUAUCUGGGCCGGCACAGAUAGCUCCCUACCCGAGACCCAGCCGGGCCAUGCGCUGAACUGGGCAGACUUCGGUUCCUGAUCUGUCGGGGAACGGGGCGGUGGAAAAACCAAUGGCGUCCACUUGCCAAACCCCCCCCCCCCGUUCUCAGGGGCUUAACUGGCCCCACAGACGCCCAGAAGGAACCCCCUCUUACCAAGAGCAGAGGGAACUAUUUUUGCAACAGAAAGUGGGAGCAGAGGGGCCUGGAAGCCGGAAGCGGACCAUUCCUCUCGAUGGAAGAGAUCCCCCAGCGCUUGCCCCCCCCCCCCGCCUGCUCAAGAGUCUGUCCCUUGGCAAGCCAAGCAGGGCCACCAUUGAGCAGUUGGGGGGGCAGCAGGGCAGAAUGGGAUCCCGGGAGCCAAGAAGACGACUCUUUCGAACACGACUCUCCCCAAUCCUCUCUUGACUCUGCUGCAAGACUGUCUGGCCCCCUGGGGGGGGCAAGCUCAAGCAGGGACGGUUUAACACCCCCCCCCCCCAGUGAAAGGCCUCUUGGUUUUUAAGAGAUCAGACAUUCCAUUACAAGAAGAUUUUUUUCUCCCAACGGUGCAAAACAGUUUGUGUUUGAACUUGAUUUUUGUUCUUGAAAAUUUUCUGUGGUUUUAAUUUUUUUUUUGGGGGGGGGUGCUUGCUGGCACCAGGAAAACCUGGACCCCUCCUUUCCCCCCUCCCUUUUCAAUGCCUUUUGCCUUGCAACAGAAGGGGGCACCCUUUUCAACUCUUGGGCUUUCCUGCGUUUUCGUUUCCUGACGGAGGCGUCUUGUGGUGGGGAGUUUCCAGCUGGGCUAAUCCUUUUUUUCGCCUGCUCCCCCCCUAAAAAAAUAAGUUUUCGCCUGGGGGCAGGAAACAGAACCUCCAUGGGACUUUUUUUUUUUUUGCUGACAGUUUUCCCGUGUUGGAUCUCUGACGGACACCCAACCCAAAUUGGCUGCUUGGCUGAAGAAACCACAUCCCGGCGGUUGAGGUCUUGGAGGAGGACCCCCACUCCAGAUUAAGAGGAGCACGCUUGUUCUGUUUCCUGAAGGAUGUUUGAUGGAUUCCUGCAAAGAGGAUCCCUGGGAACCGACCGAUUGCUUUUCGGCUUGCAACCGAAGCGGCCCCUGCGGUGAUCGGAACCGGAGCAAGACCUCGGAAUUCUAUUUCUAAUGGUUGACCUUCUGUAGUUGAAUAAAUGUUGUUUUGCUUUCACAA
This is a messenger RNA of Zootoca vivipara (common lizard), 2994 nucleotides long. NCBI's taxonomy places the organism in Eukaryota, Metazoa, Chordata, Lepidosauria, Squamata, Lacertidae. The record is from RefSeq and is a predicted model, not a curated record.